AGCAGCAGCAGCGGGGGUUGGGGGGCUGUGUGGGGCUCGCCGUGGGGCCGAGGCAGGCGGGCAGGCGAUGGCGGGGGCCGCAGCGGGCGGCAGAGGCGGAGGUUCCUGGGGGCCGGGGCGCGGAGGCGCCGGGGGGCUCCGGCGGGGCUGCUCUCCUCCAGCCCCCGCCGGCUCCCCCCGGGCUGGGCUGCAGCCUCUCAGGGCCACCGUCCCCUUUCAGCUGCAGCAGCCGCACCAGCGCCGGGACGGGGGUGGCAGCGCAGCCAGUGUCCUGUGUUCUGUGGCCCCAGAAAAGCCAAGGCCUCAGCCACCCCAGGUCCGACGUACAUUCUCCCUGGACACCAUCCUCAGCUCCUACCUUCUGGGCCAGUGGCCACGAGAUGCUGAUGGGGCCUUCACCUGCUGUACCAAUGACAAGGCCACCCAGACCCCCCUGUCCUGGCAAGAGCUUGAAGGUGAGCGGGCCAGCUCCUGUACACAUAAGCGCUCAGCGUCCUGGGGCAGCACAGACCACCGAAAAGAGAUCACCAAGUUGAAGCAACAGCUGCAGAGGACAAAGCUGAGCCGCGGUGGGAAAGAGAAGGAGCGGGGCUCCCCGCUCCAAGGGGACCAUGCUGUGCGGGGGGCACUGAGGGCUUCCCCUCCCAGCUUCCCCUCAGGGUCCCCUGUCCUGCGACUCAGCCCCUGCCUACACCGGAGCCUGGAAGGGCUCAACCAAGAGCUGGAGGAGGUGUUUGUGAAGGAGCAGGGUGAAGAGGAGCUGCUGCGGAUCCUUGACAUCCCCGACGGGCACCGUGCCCCCGCGCCCUCCCAGAGCGGCAGCUGUGAUCAUCCCCUCCUCCUCCUGGAGCCAGGAAACCUUGCCAGCUCUCCCUCCAUGCCCUUGGCAUCCCCCCAGCCUUCCGGCCAGACCAGCCGUGAGGAACACCGGGGUGCAGCCGAGGAGCUGGCAUCCCUCCCCAACGACAAAGCUUCCUCUCCAGGCCACCCAGCCUUCCUGGAAGAUGGCAGCCCAUCUCCAGUCCUUGCCUUUGCCGCCUCCCCUCGGCCUAAUCACAGCUACGUCUUCAAACGGGAGCCCCCGGAAGGCUGUGAGAGAGUGAGGGUGUUUGAAGAGGCCACGUCCCCAGGUCCUGACCUGGCCUUCCUGACUUCCUGUCCCGACAAGAACAAAGUCCAUUUCAACCCGACCGGCUCGGCCUUCUGCCCCGUCAGCUUGAUGAAGCCCCUCUUCCCCAGCAUGGGCUUCAUCUUCCGUAACUGCCCCUCAAGCCCAGGGUCCCCCCUCCCCCCUGCCAGCCCCAGGCCACCGCCUCGGAAGGAUCCAGAGGCCUCCAAGGCCUCCUCGCUGCCAUUCGAGCUGUGGCAGCGCACCCCGCCAUCAGAAGAGCCUGUGCUUUUCCAGAGUUCCCUGGUGGUCUGAGGGCCGCACCCCCACUUUACCAUGGAGACCAGUGCCUUGGUGGCAGGCCCCUCUCUAGCUCCCCUGAGAUGGGGGAUGAAGGAGCCCUUCCCUCUCGGCCUUAGAGCACUUUCAUUUAUUGUGUCAAAGCCCUGGGUCCUCUUUCUGAUGGACACCGGCCCCUUCGAAUGUGAGGGGACCUGCCUUCUCCACUAGCAGCUGGGCAGCUCACAAGUCACACCAUGUUCUUGCCACCUCCCUCACUUCAUGGAAAACUCACCCAGAAGGUCUUGGGUCCCCCAUCCCUGGGUCGUGAGUCCAGAGGUCUGUGGACAGGGCCAUUGUCUUUUUUCCUUCCCUCUCCUCCACAGACACAGACGAGGAGACCCAAAUAUACUCCCAUCCUCACGCCUCCCUCUCAUUGGAGGAGCUGACCAAAGCAGCCCGAAAGGGCCAUAACACUUGACCAAUCCAGCUGCUGGCAGAGGGGGAACCAAGCGUUUUCCCAAGUGGUAUUUUCAUCUCGCUUUCACCCUAAGAUUGUCUUAAGCAGCAGCCCAGCCUGCCCAGCCCCAGGUGGGUAGUGGGAGAGAGGGAGAGCUGGCAUUUCUCUGGGUGGCAAGUGGCGACUCUCCACCCUCCACCUGCCCCAGGACUGGGCUGGAUUAGAAAAAUGCCUAUUUUUCUUGUAUCGAUGUAGAAACUCUAUUUUCUCCCAAAGACACUAUUUUUGCAGCUGUUUGAAGUUUGUAUAUUUUCCGUACUGCAGAGCUUACACAAAAUUGAAGAAGAAUGUUAAUGUUCAAGUUUUAUUAUCCUGUGUUUAGAAGUUGUUGGGGUUUUUUUUUUGUUUUUUGUUUUUGCAGAUCUUGGUGUUAAUAGACCAAAUAAAUAUAUUCCCAGCACCUUGA
Molecule: messenger RNA, 2313 nt
Organism: Hippopotamus amphibius kiboko
Lineage: Eukaryota; Metazoa; Chordata; Mammalia; Artiodactyla; Hippopotamidae
Gene: FAM117A
Product: family with sequence similarity 117 member A
Exons: 8
Coding region: 68-1423 (451 amino acids)
Source: RefSeq, a predicted model, not a curated record